AUGGACACUACAACCCCAGAAACCUUGCCGGCUGAGAUGUCUUUGCCACUGCCCUCCGCAAAGCGACGUAGAACAGGAUCAGGGAGUACUAGUUCCUACGAACCAGAUCCUGAGGAAGCUGAGGAUGUGUCAAGUAAUAUAUCUGGCGGAGGCAGGGUAUUUGUCAAAACAUUGCCCGCUGCGACGCAUGCGAACGUCAUUCGAAAUGACGGGAGAAAUAGAAAGAUCAUCAAAGCCUAUAACUACAGGGCUCGCCGGUCAUAUAGGUCUGCUAGUGCAGCGCCAAAGUCUCCACGGAUGCAAUUAUCUGGACCCUCGCGGUCUCAGAGCCAUGAGGUGAAAGUUCCUUCGAAAGCCAAAGACCGAACACGUCUGUCGAAGGGAUCUAUCUCCCCGCCAAACGAUAUCCUAGAUGCAGGGGAACUAUCAAUCACCCCUUCUGCUACCUUUACCUCAAGAAGGUUGAGGAAAAGGGACCCCGUCCGGUAUGGGUUUGCGAACCAGUCUCGACCAACUUCCAAUGCUCAAAAUGGUGAGAUAGCUGCAGAAUCUCACAGCUUUAACUCUAUGCAUCACGUAGAGCACCAACAUCGAGAUGCCGAGGGAGCGCACCGGCAACUGGAACAUCAAAACGUUCCAAAAAUUUCAUCCUGGAGUGGGGAAGCACAAAAUCGCAUCACUGAAUUGGAGAAGGAAAACGUCAUCCUAGAAGAAGAGAACACUACGCUUCGAGCACAAGUAGAUGAACUUUGUUCCAGGAUUGGGAGUGUGGGACCCCAGAGCUUGGAAACAACCAUAGUUAAAGAUGACGUUUUUUUCGAAAGCGGCUUUAUAAACCUCAGCAAAAUGAUUCGAGAUUACAUCCGCGAAUUUCUCCAAUCAAAAUUCACAUCUCCGUUCUCGCCGUCAAAGGUCCCUACCAAGAUCAGAGAUAUUCUAAAUUCCGAAGGCAUAGAAUGGCAGAAGUACUUGAGGGGCGGGAAGAAUAAAAAAGUUCUCCGAGCUAUUGCUCAGAAAUAUAUAUCCUUCUAUUUAGUGGAGAACAUAAUUAUGGACCCGGUCUUCCGCCAUAAUCGUCAAUUACGGGAUGCACUCUCCACGAUCCAGAUGGCGUUUACCGGUGACCGUGUCAUUCGCAGCCGUUGGCGCAAUAGAACAAUGCAGGAGCUUCGUUUAGCACUGCCUACGCCUUUGCCCGAUGCCAUCAUGGUCGAGCAGAAGUCUAGGGAACUGUUUAAGGAUACUAGAGUACUCUGGGUCAAAAACAAGGAAACAAUAGAAACGGAGCGUCUGAGAAGAAUCACCGAGUAUGCUGCGAAACUUGCGACAGAGCUCCACAAGUUGCCAUGUGAAAUCCAAUACGGGUUCUCACGGGAUAACUGGGAUAAAUUGCCGCGGGAUAUUGAUACACAUCCAGAGAAAGAGUUUUACCAAAUAAACGUUCACUCGCGUCACUCUAACUUCCAGUUUAUGACGGUAUUUCCUGGUAUACGAAAAUUAUCUGGAAACUUUGGGCCAGGCCAGGGCGAAGAUUCUAGCAUCGUUUAUUUGCCGCUGCAAUUAUCGGCGUAUCAUUGA
Orbilia oligospora ATCC 24927 is the source of this 1578-nucleotide messenger RNA. RefSeq lists its product as uncharacterized. The record is from RefSeq and is a predicted model, not a curated record. Lineage: Eukaryota; Fungi; Ascomycota; Orbiliomycetes; Orbiliales; Orbiliaceae. The transcript has 2 exons. Bases 1 to 1578 code for a protein of 525 amino acids.